This is a messenger RNA of Helicoverpa zea (corn earworm), 3606 nucleotides long. RefSeq lists its product as uncharacterized. The transcript has 3 exons. Gene Ontology annotation, molecular function: nucleic acid binding. The record is from RefSeq and is a predicted model, not a curated record. Bases 1 to 3606 code for a protein of 1201 amino acids. NCBI's taxonomy places the organism in Eukaryota, Metazoa, Arthropoda, Insecta, Lepidoptera, Noctuidae. Gene Ontology annotation, biological process: DNA integration.
AUGGCAGAGUCAGACGGUUUUGCCGAUAGUAAGGACGAUCCCGUUAUCUCUGGAGAGGUAGCGAAGGUUGGAAUGCCAUUGCGCUGUCCGGCAUUUACUCCGGAGGAACCAGCAUUAUGGUUCGCGCAGCUUGAAGGCCAAUUUAUUCUGUCUAGAAUAACUAGCGACUCGACCAAAUUUUAUUAUGUGGCCACUCAGCUUGAGACUCAAUACGCCAAGCAAGUUAAAGAUAUAAUCACCAACCCUCCGGAGACGAAUAAAUUUGAGAAGCUUAAAUCCGCACUUAUCAGUAGGCUGUCUGCGUCUCAGGAAAAGCGGAUCCAGCAACUCCUACUUCACGAGGAGCUAGGUGAUCGCAGACCUUCUCAGUUCUUGCGACACCUGCAGGGUCUCGCAGGCCCUUCAGGUGGCUCCGAUUUUGUGAAAAGUGUCUGGACUAGUCGGUUACCCCAGAAUAUUCAGACUGUCAUCGCGUCGCAAAUUUCUGAAUUACAGGUGGAGAAGUUAGCGGAAAUCGCAGACCGUGUGCACGAGAUAGCACCGAUGACACCGCAAGUCGCGAGCACCUCCUCUUCCGCAAGUGCUGCUUCUACGGACCUGGCGGCUCAAGUAAGCGAGCUGACAAGGCAGGUUGCCGCGCUCAAGUCGCAACUGAGCAGCAGAGGGAGGCAUCGCUCGCGCUCACGAUCCGGCGGGAGCCGUCGAAGGUAUGACCGAUCUAGCUCUAGACUGAAGCAGCCACCCGAUAAUCAUCCGCACUGCUUCUACCAUUUUAAUUACGGAGUGAAGGCUCGGAAAUGCAGGAACCCUUGCCGUCUGUUCGUCACCGACCGGAUAUCGAAAACGCAGUUCCUCGUAGACACUGGGUCAGACUUAUGCGUUUUCCCCCGGUCUGCUGUGAAGACGCCCUGCAUUCGAUCGAGGUAUGAUCUGGUAGCUGCCAAUAACACCGUGAUCCACACGUACGGUGCCUUACACCUCACGCUGAAUCUAGGCCUCAGAAGGAGCUACCGCUGGACCUUCACCAUCGCAGAUGUAUCGAGAGCCAUUAUCAGUGUGGACUUCCUCAACUUCUAUGACCUGCUGGUGGAUUGUAGGAACCAACGUCUGAUUGACAAUACCACGACUUUAUCUGUUCCUGCUACGAAUGGCAACUCCGGGGACAUCGCGUCUGUGAAGGCUGUGGUUGGUGACAGCGAGUAUCACCAAAUUUUACGUGAGUACCCAGAGAUUACCCGCCCACCAGGCAGACAGCUACCCGGCAAGCACAACACGGUGCACUACAUCAGGACGACGCCAGGACCCCCGGUAGCAUGCAAGCCUCGACGUCUAGACCCUGCUCGGCUGCAGGCAGCGAAGAAGGAAUUCGAGGAAAUGCUCGCCAGUGGUGUAGCACGACCUUCGGAGAGUGCGUGGUCCGCACCGCUGCACUUGGUGAAGAAGAAAGACGACGGUUGGAGACCAUGUGGCGACUACAGGGCACUGAACGCGCGAACAAUACCUGACAGGUACCCCGUCCGCCACAUUCACGACUUCUCUCACCAGCUCGCAGGCUGUACCGUAUUCUCUACGAUAGACCUCGUAAAGGCCUAUAACCAGCUGGCGAUAAACCCGGACGACAUACCGAAGACCGCCAUCACGACACCCUUUGGUUUGUUUGAGUUCCCCUUCAUGACCUUUGGUUUGAGGAAUGCGGCUCAGACUUUCCAAAGGUUCAUAGACGAGGUGUUACUUGGCUUGGACUUCUGCUAUGGCUACAUCGACGACAUUAUAGUAUUUUCCGCGUCUCCUGAAGAGCACAAGACGCACUUACGCCUAGUAUUUGACCGGUUAAGACAGUACGGCAUAGUAAUUAACACAGCUAAGUGCAAUGUCGGUCAAACAGAGGUUGCAUUUUUAGGAUACCGAGUGUCAGCCGAAGGGACUAGGCCCCUGGAGACAAAGGUGCAGGCAAUCCAGGAAUUCCCAAUACCCAAGACGGUUAAGGAGCUGCGCAGAUUCUUGGGUAUGAUAAACUUUUAUCGCCGAUUCGUCCCAAACGCAGCUAAGCUUCAAGCACCUUUGAACGCUGUCCUUGCUGGCCCCAAGGUAAAAGGGUCACAUCCGGUAGAUAUGACUCCGGAACUGCUGAGGGCCGUUGACGACUGCAAGUCUUCGCUAUCCCAAGCGACUCUCCUGGCUCAUCCUGACGCUACAGCAGAACUAGCCAUCGUGACCGACGCAUCCGACACUGCCAUAGGAGCUGUUCUUCAACAACGCAAAGGUGAGAACUGGGAACCUCUAGCCUUCUACUCUCACAAGCUCAGCAGUGCUCAGAGGAAGUACAGCCCGUAUGACCGAGAGCUGCUAGCAGUAUACGAGGCCAUCAAAUACUUCCGGCACAUGGUGGAGGCUAGAGCGUUCGCUGUCUUCACGGAUCACAAGCCCCUCACCUUUGCCUUCAAGUCAAAUAAGGAGAGCUGCUCACCGAGACAGUUCCGGUACCUUGACUUCAUCGGACAGUUCACGACGGACAUAAGGUACUUACCCGGGCCAGAGAACGUUGUUGCAGACGCGCUGUCGCGUGUGGAAGGGAUAUCUGCAGCUGGCAUUAAUUUCGAGGAUCUUGCAAAACUUCAGGACGAGGAUCCAGAACUGCAAAAUCUACUACGUCACGGCUCGUCACUGAGGCUAGAGAAGUUAGCCACUACCUGCAGCAACUACUUGCCAGUGUAUUGCGACGUGUCGAUGCAGAUCCCUCGCCCGUACUGCCUUACCGUCAUCGACAGGUUCACCCGAUGGCCUGAGGCGUACCCGCUUAAGGACAUCACGGCGGAGAGCUGCGCCGCCGCGCUGGUGUCUGGCUGGAUAGCCAGGUUCGGUUGUCCUGCACGGGUGACCACUGACCGUGGUCGCCAGUUCGAGAGCCACCUCUUCAAGGCGCUCACAGUCUUGGUUGGCGCGCACCAUCUUCGCACCACUGCCUAUCAUCCAGCGGCGAACGGCAUCGUGGAGCGACUUCAUCGGCAGCUGAAGGCUGCUAUCAUGUGCCACGAUACUUCCCAGUGGACCGAGGCCCUGCCACUGGUACUGCUCGGAAUGCGUAGCGCUUGGAAAGACGACAUCCAAGCUACGCCGGCCGAGCUCGUCUACGGGGAGACACUCCAUCUUCCUGGCCAGUUCCUGUCACCGAGAGAGGACUACGCUGCCGCUGACGUCACCGAGUUUGCCAACCGGCUGCGCCAGCAUAUGGUCAAACUCGCUCCCCGACCAACUGCGUGGCAUACGACGGCUACGCCAUUCUAUGUGCCCCGAGACCUGCACAGCUCUUCUCAUGUGUUCCUGCGACGAGACCACGUCAGGAGUUUGCUGGAACCACCCUACGCUGGACCCUACAGGGUGAUACAAAGACACCCAAAGUACUUCACCAUUGAUGUACAAGGUAGACCAAACAACGUCUCCAUUGAUCGUCUCAAACCGGCCUACGUGAUGCAUGAAGACACUAGGGACGUUGGGCCAGCGACCACUACCACUACUACCAACUCGAACACUCCGGCUGCUGGCGACGCGGAGAAGACGACAAGAAGUGGACGUCGAGUGAAAUUCCCUGACUUCUAUCGACCGUAG